Oryzias latipes (Japanese medaka) is the source of this 1434-nucleotide messenger RNA. RefSeq names its product nuclear factor 7, brain-like. Gene Ontology annotation, molecular function: protein binding; zinc ion binding. The record is from RefSeq and is a predicted model, not a curated record. Lineage: Eukaryota; Metazoa; Chordata; Actinopteri; Beloniformes; Adrianichthyidae.
AUGGCUGCAAAAGCUGCUCUUUUAAAACGUUUUUUAAACUGUCACGUCUGCUCCGAGCCUUUCAGCGAUCCCGUAUCUCUGAGCUGCAACCAUAGCUUCUGCUCGAGCUGCCUGCAGAAGUUCUGGGAACAAACUCAGAGCAGGAACUGUCCCAUCUGUAAGAGAAAAUCCUCCAAAGAUCACCUCGGUGUGAAUUUUGGUCUGAAGGAACUUGCCGACAAGUUUGCUGGACGACCGGGGUCUGGAUGGUCUGAGACAGAAACAGAAGAGCAGGAGGUGGUGGAGGUCUGUGGGAAACAUCCAGGAGAACCCAAAGUGUUCUGCAAAGAUGAUCAGAGAGCUCUGUGUUCUGUCUGUGACAUUUCUCAGCACCAGAGUCACACAGUGGUUCCUGUGGAAGUGGUGAUCAAGGAGCUGAAGGAGGAGCUGAAAUCAGACAAAAAGUAUCUGAUGGACAGGAAGAACCAAUGCAGACGAGUGGAGGAGACGCUCAAUCAGAUGAUUCAGCACUCCAAGAAGCAGCUGCUGUCCACCGAGAGACAGAUCAGAGCCCAGUUCAACAAGCUCCACCAGUUCCUGAAGGAGGAAGAGGAGUCCAGGGUGGCAGCUCUGAGGGAGGAAGAGGAGCAGAAGAGGAAGACCAUGAUGGGAGAGAUGAAGAGGAUCCAGGAGCAGAUGUCCUCUCUGUCAGAAAGUAUCAGUGCUGUUGAAGCAGAGCUGCAGAAAGACAAGGAGGCCUUCCUCAGCAGCUAUAAAGCCGCUCAGAGCAGAGCCAGAGUCCAGAGCUCGCUGCCAGAACCUCAGCCGCCCUCAGGAGCUCUGCUAGACGUGGCCAAACAUGUGGGCAACCUGUCCUUCAGAGUCUGGGAGAAGAUGAAGGAGAAGGUCCACUUCAGCCCGGUCCUGCUGGACCCAAACACCGCACACGGAAAGCUUUUUCUGUCCGCUGAUCUGACCGCUGUGAGAUUUGGGGAAACUCAUCAGCAGCUUCCAGACAAUCCAGAGAGAAACACCAGGUUUUACAACGUCUUCGGCUCCGGGGGUUUCAGCUCAGGAAGACACAGCUGGGACGUGGAGGUGGGAGACCACCCCCGCUGGAACAUCGGCGUGGCCAACGAGUCCUCUGAGGGGAAGGGAGACAGACAGGCAUCUCCACCAUAUGGAAUCUGGUGUUUAUUGUACGAUCACGGAAAAUUAGUGGCUGGAGAUGGAAGGAUCGUGAAACCUGACAAAACCCCCCAGAAAAUCCGAGUGGAGCUGGAUUAUGAGGGUGGCGAGGUGUCCUUCUAUGACCCUGACGACAUGACUCACAUCUACACUCUGCAGGACAUGUUCACCGACAAGCUCUUCCCAUACUUCUGUGUUUGUUCCUCUGAAGAUGCUGAAACCCCCGGAAAUAAGAUGUGUUUAAGGGAUUUCACAUCCCAAUCAUGA